Messenger RNA from Lodderomyces jiufengensis, 657 nucleotides. RefSeq names its product uracil phosphoribosyltransferase (gene FUR1). Lineage: Eukaryota; Fungi; Ascomycota; Pichiomycetes; Serinales; Debaryomycetaceae. The transcript has a single exon. The record is from RefSeq and is a predicted model, not a curated record. The coding region runs from base 1 to 657 and encodes 218 amino acids.
AUGUCAGUUAGUCAAGAAGUCAAUAACAAUGUUAUAUUAUUACCACAAACAAAUCAAUUAAUUGGACUUUAUAGUAUAAUUCGAGAUCAACAAACAAAAAGAGGUGAUUUUGUUUUUUAUUCAGAUAGAAUUAUAAGAUUAUUAGUUGAGGAAGGGUUAAAUCAGUUACCAGUUGAAAACUGUAUAAUAGAAUGUCAUGGAGGUCAUAAAUAUAAUGGAUAUAAAUUCUUGGGUAAAAUUUGUGGAGUAUCAAUAGUAAGAGCAGGAGAAUCUAUGGAAAUGGGGUUGAGAGAUUGUUGUAGAUCAGUUAGAAUUGGGAAAAUAUUAAUUCAAAGAGAUGAAGAAACUGCUUUACCAAAACUAUUUUAUGAAAAAUUACCUGAAGACAUAAGUGAAAGAUAUGUGUUUUUAUUAGAUCCAAUGUUAGCAACUGGUGGAUCUGCAAUUAUGGCAGUUGAAGUUUUAUUAUCAAGAGGUGUUAGAAUGGACAGGAUAUUCUUUUUGAACUUGUUGGCAGCUCCUGAAGGUAUAAAAGCUUUUCAUGAUAAAUUUCCUCAAGUUAAAAUUAUAACUGGUGGAAUUGAUGAAAAACUAGAUGAUGAUAAAUUUAUUGUACCUGGUUUAGGCGAUUUUGGAGAUAGAUAUUAUUGUAUUUGA